Molecule: messenger RNA, 962 nt
Organism: Colias croceus (clouded yellow)
Lineage: Eukaryota; Metazoa; Arthropoda; Insecta; Lepidoptera; Pieridae
Product: putative protein 2
Exons: 5
Coding region: 256-723 (155 amino acids)
Cellular component (GO): lysosomal membrane
Source: RefSeq, a predicted model, not a curated record
GUUUUGACAUUGCAUUGCGUAAAUUAUUUUCAAAUUUGACUAGGCUUUUUCUAAAUUAUGUGUUGUUUAUUUUAAAUAGAAUAAAACUAUUACAUGGCCAUACAAAUUGACAAAAAACAAGUCAGCUAUGAGCCAGCGAUAGUAAAAAUAUACCUAGUAAUAUUUGCAAUAAAAUCGCUUAAAAUGAACAAAAAAGUUCUGGAUCCAAUUCUGUUUUACUGAUUAUGUCGAUUUAGAAAUUGUAUAAAUUUGAAGAUGAUUAAGAACACGUGUUAUUUGUUAUUUUUAAUGUGUUGUUAUUCUGGAGUAUGGGCUCAGUUUUAUGAGGAUCAAAGAUGCCGCUGUGUUUGUCCCAGUCCAGCUUCUGUUUUUAACAACACCCAGAGUAUAUUGACAGAUAUAAAACUUUAUAGUGCAUAUGUGCCUCCAAGUAAAUGUAACUGUGGUGGUGUUGUUUUGCCACAUCUAAGUGAUGAAAUUGGGGACAAUGCACAAGUAUUUUGUCCAAGGUGUGAUUGCAAAUAUGAAUCUAGAAAUACAACUAUUAUAAUGGUUGUUGUUAUAAUAGUUUUAUGGAUCUUAAUGUUACUUUCUGCUUAUUUACUAUUUUUAAUCAUCCUUGAUCCGUUAUUAACAAGGAAACAACAAACAAUUUAUAUAGAUGUAAAUCCUGCUGAUGAAGCUCAAAUUUCCUUAAUGAAUGGUGAGGAACCAGAAGACUAAUUAAGAAUUUAAGAAUAUUAUGUGGAUGUGAUAUUUAAUGUGAGAAUAUUUUUGUUAUAAAAGAUAUAAUCUAGUUAUGUAAGAUGUUUUCUAUUUUUUUAAUUUUUAUAUAAAAUAUUUAAAAAAUAAAUAUUUUUCAACUGUUACAAUGUUAAUGUAAGCUUAAAAAUUAAAAUGUUACUAUUUGGUACAACUACCAUAACAGAAUAUAAUAAUAAAUAUCUAAAUUCUUGCAAAUG